UGGAGUCUGAACAGCUAAUCUAUUUCUCGCUCCUCUUCAAUCUCAAAUUCUCAAUCACUCCUCUUCAUGCUUGUCGUCGUCGUCUCAUCCUUAUAUCUCAGGCUCAGCUCAGGAAAAGUGGCCAAGUGGGUUUUCGUUCUCCACCGUACAAUCCGACGGUUGAGAAGAACAGACAUUAUUACCUAGAUGAUUGAGUGAUGGGUAGGUCCAUAUGCCGACGCUCCCAACCGUUCGCUCUGUCUCUGGCCCUCUGCUUAGCCCACGCGCCAAUGCUCAUGGCCCAUGGUCCCACGAUCAGACCACCCUCCCCACCUUCAAAGGGAUAUCCUCCGCCAGGCGCCAACCGUGAACCGCCAUCCACCAUCUCUCUAUUGUUUCUGGAGUUAUCGUGCAUUGGCUUUGCUCUCCUCUCUCUCUCUCUCUCUCUCUCGCGGUGGUUUAGACAAGAGAUUAGACACAUAUGAGCUCUAAAAACAAUUUCGAAUUCGAGGGAUCUCAAUUCAUAAUCGAAAUCAUACACAUAUGAGCUCCAAGUUAAAUUAUGUUGAUCUUAAUCUUCGACCCUCAUGUUUCUUACCAGUCAACAAUCUUACCUAUCGUCGUCCAAAUUUACAAUUCCGUGGGUCUUGCGUUUGGAGGCGUCGAAAACUAAAAUCCCCGCCAAAAUUCACUCUAAGUAACCGGUUAGGUCCUUCAAUAUUUUCUGCCUUGGACGAUUUAUCUCAGGCCCUGCUUUCCCUGUUCCCUUCCGUAAAUUCACUGGAUUUGAUUGCUCCGGCGUUGGGUUUCGCAUCGGGACUUGCUCUGUAUUUCUUUCAUUUGAAGUCCUCUCGGGAUUUUGCCGUGUCCCAUAUUGGAAGCUGGAUUUUGUUCACUAGUCCUACGCCGUUUAAUCGAUUUGUGCUGCUUCGUUGUCCAUCUUUAUCCUUUCAAGGGAGUGAGCUGCUCCAGGACGUCAAUGAGAACCUCGUCAAGGAAGACCGGCAUUUCGUCAAGCUCAAUAGCGGCAGGAUUCAAAUCAAAGAACCCGCUGGCGUUUUCGAGGGAAAACUUCUUUACCAGCGAGUUUGUGUACCCACCGAUGAUGGAGGGGUGAUUUCCCUGGACUGGCCUGCGAAUUUGGAUUUGACCGAGGAACCUGGAAUGGAUACCACUCUGUUGCUUGUUCCCGGAACAACAGAAGGAAGCAUGGAUAAUAACAUACGCAUGUUCGUCUAUGAAUCUCUGAAACACGGAUGUUUUCCAAUCGUCAUGAAUCCCAGGGGAUGCGCAGGUUCACCACUGACCACUGCUCGGUUAUUUACAGCUGCUGACAGCGAUGAUAUCUGCACAGCUGUACAGUUCAUCAACAGGGCAAGACCGCGGACAACCUUGAUGGGUGUUGGUUGGGGAUAUGGUGCAAACAUGCUGACAAAAUACCUUGCAGAAGUGGGAGAAAGAACACCUUUUACAGCUGCGACAUGCUUUGACAAUCCAUUUGACUUAGAAGAAGCUACAAGGUCAUCUUCUCAUCACAUUGCUGCAGACCAGAAGCUCACUGAUGGCCUGAUAGAUAUUCUGCGUUCUAACAAGGAACUCUUUUAUGGAAGAGCAAAAGGGUUUAAUGUGGAAAAGGCUCUAUCAGCAAAAUCUCUGCGUGAUUUUGAGAGUGCAAUCUCUAUAGUUUCUUAUGGGUUUGAAUCCACUGAGGAGUUCUAUGCAAAAGCUAGUACAAGACAAUUAGUUGGGAAUGUUAAGGUUCCCCUUCUCUUUAUACAGAGUGACAAUGGGACAGUGCCGGUGUUCUCUACUCCACGCAAUUCCAUAGCAGAAAAUCCAUUUACAAGCUUGCUUCUCUGUUCUUGUUUGCCUUCUAGUAUGCUUAUAAGAUCUUGGUACCAUCAACUUGCAAUUGAGUGGCUUACGGCAGUGGAGCUUGGACUUCUGAAGGGUCGCCAUCCUCUGCUGAAAGAUUUGGAUGUUACCAUCAACCCACCAAAAGGUUUAUCUCUGGUUGAAGGUAAAACAUUAGAUAAAGGUAAAACUGUUAACAAUUUUUUGAAUCUUACCCAAUCAGGUGCUUUAAAUGGAUAUUCUGUUGAUCCAAUAAGGGAUAUGCUUGAAGAAAGUGAUACUGCAGCUAAUUUUCAUUUAAGAUCGAGAAGAUAUUUAGAAAAGGAGUUGAACUUUGGUGGUCUAAGAUGGCAAGAAGAGAACAACCGUGAUGUCUCACAGCAAAAUACUUCAGUGGAUGUGCAACCAGUCAAAGAGGAGGGGGAUAAUCCAGUUAAUACCGAAAGAGGCCAAGUGCUACAGACUGCACAAAUGGUCAUGAAUAUGCUAGAUGUGACUAUGCCUGGUACACUAGCAGAUGAACAGAAGAAGAAGGUCCUCAGUGCCGUGGAACAAGGAGAAACACUAAUGAAAGCUUUGCAAGGAGCUGUACCAGAAUAUGUUCGUGGAAAGCUUACUGCUGCUGUUUCUGAAAUUGUGCAGACCCAAGGAACAAAGAAGAUUGGUGAGAUUCACAAUGUGCCAUCCAAGGGAAACUCAAGGGUCCAAGAAACACUUGGAGGACUAUCAAAUUCUGAAGUUGUGUCUAAUGACACUCAUCCUUCAAAACAGGCAAAAGGGGUUGAUGAUCCACCAGGUGAUUCUGUUAACAAUCAACCUGACAUGGAGAAGACUGGUGGGGAACUAGAACCAGAGCUUCAACCUACACAGAACUUACAAAAAUCUGUAGAUCCAGGUUACUCUCAAUCUGGGAGUAAUCAUGCAGGUGAUAUCUCCAGUCCAGAAAGGAAAGAUGGUAAUAAGUUGGAGAAUAAUCAUGUAAAGAGUGACAUUUUAAAAAAAAAGGCUGCCCAAUUUUCUGACUUUGAGGAAACGGGAGAAAGAGGUGUUAAUCUCAACCACCAUAACGGGUCCAAGAUGGCAGGUGGAACUGAGGAAGGUAUCUGUGAACAGGAUGGAAUGAGUCAAGGCAGUGGAAUAGCUCAUAUGAAAGUGGAAGAAGUGAAUGACACUCAGAACAAUGAAGAUAAAAAAAGGAUACUAUCAUCCAUUGGUAUUGAAGAAUCAUUGUCAAAUUCCAAACCCUUUCCUGAGUCUCCAUCAAUGGAAAAGAAAGGGAAUGGUAACGAGAAGAAUGAAGACAAUGAUAUGCAGCCUGCAACUAAUCAUAGUAAACGAGGUUCCAUAAAAUCUGAAGAAACUUCUCCAUCACUUCCACCAACUUCUAACACCCCCUCUAUCAGUGUUUCUCAAGCAUUAGACGCAUUGACAGGAUUCGAUGAUUCUACCCAAAUGGCUGUGAACAGUGUCUUUGGAGUUUUGGAGAAUAUGAUUACUCAGUUGGAGGAGGAUAAACAUGACAAGAAUGAUGAAAAUGAAGAUAAGAAUGAGGAUGGAAAACCAGGCUCUACAUCUGAAAUACAUUCUUCCAAUGCCAAUAAAUAUAAGUUGGAAGCAGAAGAAGAGUGCAAAAUUGAGUUGAGCUCCCAGUCUGAUUUAUCAUGCAUUCACCCUGUAAGUAAUUUCCAUGAGAACUGUGCAGAAUCACAUCAAGAGGGAAGUAAGGGAUGGAAUGAAAAUAAGCUCACUCAAAACCCUAUCUCAUCCUUCAAUAACACUAUUGCUGAUUCAAAUAGAAUUAAUCAUGUCUACAAAGAGGACAAAAGGGAGAAGCAUCAUUUUUCUGGACCCAAAUAUUUGGUUUAUAACUCAGAUAAGGUUAGACAUGUCUGUAAUAUUCCACUAUAUGUAACUGUAGAUCCAUAUGGAGACUCAAUGUACAAUGAAUACCUCCGUAAAUAUCUUCUUUCAAGGAUUCCAACUACCAAAUCACUAGAUUUAGAUACAACUACUGAUCUAUUGCUUGACUACUUUCCAGAAGAAGGUCAAUAUAAGCUAUUGGAUCAAUCGGAAAACAAUAGAAGUUAUGCUGAUGACGGAACAACUGAUGUGGGCCUUGAUGGAAACAGUCAGGCUAUCCUAUCGCCAGAUCAAGCCAAUGAUACAGACACAUUUAUUGAGCCAUCUUAUGUAAUUUUAGAAACUAAGAAAGAACAGGAACCAGUUGGAGAAUAUGAGACCAUAAAUACUUGUAAUAAAAAGGAUGAACUGAUCCCUUCUAAAUCCUUGGAUCUAGUACAGUUAAUUAAGAACAUUAUACUUGAUUCUUUGAAGGUGGAAGUUGGUCGCAGACUUGGUUCACCUGAUAUGGAAGCAAUGGAGUCCAAUCUUGCCCAAGAUUUGGAGAAAGUUGCAGAUACAGUGUCUUUGGCAGUAGAACAUAGCAAGGAGGUGAACUUGUGUUUGGAAAACAAAGAUACUGCUUCAGGAAAGGUUGGCACUCUUGAUGCAGAACAUGUUAUAAGAGCAAUUUCCUAUGCUGUUCAAGAUGCUAGUUACUUGAGAAAAGUUCUGCCGGUUGGUGUUAUUGUAGGUUCUAGCCUAGCUGCUUUGAGAAAAUACUUCAAUGUGGCUACACUGCAUGAUAAUGAUCAUAGUGAAGCUGAAAACGUGAGGGAGAAGUUUUAUGAUAAAAUGGUUGAUGUAAGAGACAAUCAUAAAUAUUUUGACAAAAAAAAUCAAUAUUUUGAUAUAGACAGCUCAGUAAGCAGUGGCAAGGAGAAAGGUGAUGUAGAGAAUGAUGAUAGAGUCAUGGUUGGUGCUGUUACAGCAGCUCUGGGUGCAUCUGCUUUGCUGGUACACCAGCAGAUAAAAGAACCAUAUAAAAGUGGCAAUAUUUCUGAAGUUUCUUCCAGGUUUCCAAAUGAAAAAGAGAACCAUGAGGCAGAAUGUGGUAAGUUUGAGGAAACAGUACCAGAAAAGAGCCAAAGCAAUAUAGUGAGUAGCCUAGCUGAGAAAGCCAUGUCAGUUGCUGCUCCUGUGGUACCUACCAAAAGUGAUGGUGAAGUGGAUCAGGAAAGGCUGGUCGCAAUGCUGGCAGACUUGGGACAGAAGGGUGGAAUCUUGAAGCUGCUUGGUAAAAUUGCUUUGCUUUGGGGUGGCAUACGUGGUGCUAUGAGUUUGACUGACAGACUUAUUUCAUUCUUGCAUAUUGCUGACCGCCCUUUGUUUCAGAGAAUUCUUGGGUUUAUCUGCAUGGUGCUUGUUCUAUGGUCACCAGUAGUUAUUCCUCUCUUUCCAACACUAGUGCAAAGCUGGGCAGCACAAAAUUCUACUGGAAUUGCUAAAUAUGCUUGCAUCUUAGGCCUUUACACUGCUGUUAUGAUCCUUAUUACGUUAUGGGGUAAAAGAAUUCGAGGAUAUGAAAAUCCACUCAAGCAAUAUGGGCUGGAUUUGACAUCAUCACAAAAGCUCAAUGAUUUUUUAAUGGGUCUGAUAGGAGGAGCAAUUCUAAUCUCAUUGAUGCACUAUAUAAACACAUUACUUGGUUGUGCAUGCUUGUCUUGGCCAUUAGGACUGACUCCAGCAUCACCAGAUGCCAUGUCAUGGAUCAAAGUGUAUGCAAGGAUGAUAAUACAAGCUUGUCGAGGAAUUGUUACAGCAAUUGGUAUUGCCAUAACAGAAGAACUGCUUUUCAGGUCGUGGUUGCCCGAAGAGAUAACAGUGGAUCUUGGUUAUCACAGGGCAAUUAUUAUUUCAGGAUUUGCAUUUUCUAUACUUCAGAGGUCUCCCCGCGCCAUACCAGGGCUAUGGCUGUUAUCUUUGGCUCUGUCUGGGAUUCGGCAAAGAAAUGAUGGUAGUCUCUCCAUUCCAAUUGGGAUCCGUGCAGGAAUGUUGGCUUCAAAUUUCAUUUUACAGACAGGUGGCUUUUUAGCAUACAAUUCAAAUUCUCCCCUCUGGUUAACAGGGUCCUAUCCUUACCAACCAUUCAGUGGAGCUGUUGGUCUAGUGCUAUCCUUGUUAUUAGCUUUAACUUUCUAUCCACGGCAACCUCUUCGGGAGAAAAAAAUUUCGGGGGCCAUCCAAGAAUAGAUUCAGAAAACAUUCAUCUGAAUUCUGCACGUUCUCUGAGUAUGACAUAGUGGAUGAGAGCAUACCAGGGACGAUUUUCUGACUGUACACUAGUGUACACCUUUGUAGCUCUGCGGGUUCAAGCUUAUGGGUUGAUACUUCCUUCGGCCAAGCCUGUGAUCGUGCACAGUUUCGAGAAGAAAUUGAGGCAAUCCUCCAAGGAAAGCUUUGUACAAAUUGCCCCCAUUACAUGUAAAAACUUUGGCUGUGGUCUGUUUCCCAGCUUACUGCACACCAUACCUAACUCAGGUCCUCGCUUAUUGAAAAUAUUCUUUUUGUCCAUACUCAUGAUAACGUGUAAAUGUGUAAUGCGCAGAAGGGUUCCCAAAUAGCCAGAGUUCACCCUACAUAAGAGUGCAUCUUCGUAAGUUCCG
This is a messenger RNA of Nelumbo nucifera (sacred lotus), 6338 nucleotides long. Its product is annotated as alpha/beta-Hydrolases superfamily protein. Lineage: Eukaryota; Viridiplantae; Streptophyta; Magnoliopsida; Proteales; Nelumbonaceae. Gene Ontology annotation, biological process: lipid metabolic process; CAAX-box protein processing. Gene Ontology annotation, molecular function: short-chain carboxylesterase activity; monoacylglycerol lipase activity; metalloendopeptidase activity. Gene Ontology annotation, cellular component: membrane. The record is from RefSeq and is a predicted model, not a curated record.